This is a messenger RNA of Cylindrotheca closterium, 1032 nucleotides long. NCBI's taxonomy places the organism in Eukaryota, Bacillariophyta, Bacillariophyceae, Bacillariales, Bacillariaceae. The record is from the annotation of a GenBank genome assembly.
AUGCGUGUAUCCACAGUCUUGUCCCUAACGCUUCUAACAGCAACAUCAGCUACUACCAAUGCCUUUAGUAGCAACAGCAACGGUCGAGCCAUUCGCCCGCUGCAUCUGAGCGAUUAUGCCAUGGAGUCCUCCGUGGACUACAGUUUGCAACAACAACAACAACAACAACAACAACGCCGGGAAGAUCGCAUCACGCUAUUACCACCGCGACGGGAAAUGUCCAAAUUGGAAAUUGAAUUCCGGGACAUGCUGGAAGCAAUGAUUUUUACCGACAGUGACAUGACGGCGAUUACGGAUUCGAGACUCCGAGCACUCUACGAAGGCGUUGCUGCUAGUUACCACGAACCUUCUGUUUAUCGCGCCUUUGAAGUCUUGUACGAAGAUUUUGCGCCACUUCGAGUAGCUGGAAGAGUGGUUCAUCAAAAGUUGACGAGCAUCAUGAAGGAAAGUCUAGAAUACAAGAUCGCCCAAUUGGAAGCGGUGCAGAAAUUCAAAUCAUUCUCCUUUGACGAAAUCGAAUCAUUAUGGUCAGUGUUCACUCAAUUAACCAAUGGACGGGAAUUAUCCGUUGAAGAUGCGAAGAGAUGUCUUGGAACGGAAUUAGAUGAACUGAUAGACUCCAAAGGAUUGACCUUUGAGGGAUUGCUCUUUUUGUACAAAGACUUGCCGUAUGAAGCCAUUGUUGACAAGUUGCAAGCAGCUUUGCCCGCCGAAUCAACAACUACAAUAGACGAGUUGGAUGACAAGAGACGGAGAUACAGUCAACGAUACGACGAAAUGUUGGUUCAGUUUGCCGUGUGGAAAGACUUCAUUCCGGACGGUGAAGGCCGACGACUAGACAUUCUUCGAGGUUGCUUUGUUGGGUCGGAAAACCCAAAGGUGGUGGAAGCACUGAAAAUCAUUUACGUCGAUUACGCAGCCUUGAGAAUGUCGGGGAAUUGGAUUUUUAAGCUGGUAUCAGCGCUCAUGAGUCGGGCGACGAGGCAACAACAACAACAACCACAACAGCGGCAAGGAAGAUGGUUUAGAUAG